AUGGCUGAUGGAAUAUUCUGGUAUCCGUUACGGAGAUUCCGUGAAUUGUCAGGAUCAACGGCUCUGAUUGAUUGGAUGGAAUCUCCUAAUGCUCAUAUCUUCAAAAUCAACGUUCCAGGAUACAACAAAGAGGACAUAAAAGUGCAAAUUGAAGAAGGAAAUGUUCUUAGCAUAAGAGGAGAAGGAUUGAAAGAAGAGAAAGAACGGAAAGAGAAUUUGGUGUGGCACGUGGCGGAAAGAGAAGCUUUUUCCGGUAAAGGCGAGUUUUUCCGGCAGAUCGAAUUGCCGGAAAAUGUGAAACUCGAACAAAUCAAAGCACAUGUGGAGAACGGUCUUCUCACGGUGGUCGUCCCUAAGGACACGUCACAUAAAUCCUCCAAAACCCGAAAUAUCAACAUCACUAGCAAGCUCUGA
Molecule: messenger RNA, 414 nt
Organism: Arabis nemorensis
Lineage: Eukaryota; Viridiplantae; Streptophyta; Magnoliopsida; Brassicales; Brassicaceae
Source: the annotation of a GenBank genome assembly